This is a messenger RNA of Mytilinidion resinicola, 1080 nucleotides long. RefSeq lists its product as uncharacterized. The transcript is spliced from 2 exons. Lineage: Eukaryota; Fungi; Ascomycota; Dothideomycetes; Mytilinidiales; Mytilinidiaceae. Gene Ontology annotation, molecular function: protein binding. The record is from RefSeq and is a predicted model, not a curated record. Bases 1 to 1080 code for a protein of 359 amino acids.
AUGCGAUCCCCUCAAUGCGCCACCAGCAGCUCUCACGCCUUUGAAAUAGAUCAGGUCACCACUAACAAAGGGCCUCAACUUCAGGGCUGCUGCUUCUCCUCCGACCGAUCUCCCGCAAACUCGCCGUAUACUCCUCCUACCGCAGCCACAGCGCCAGACGCCUCGGACCGCAACAUCACCGUUUCGUCGCCCCCUCACCCCGCCUCUCUCCUCUCACACGCGAACACCACACCGCGCGCCUCCCAUGCCUCACACCACCACCACCAUACACCUCCUUCCACAGCGACCAAGUCUGUAGCGCCGAACCAACCUCUGCGCCCUCUAACUGCCGGCCAACGCUGCGACCUCCCUGCCUCCCUCGGCCAGGAGCAAGCUCUAAUCGACCAGAGCAAUGGGCGUCAUCCUACCAGACCUACCCCAUUGACCUCGUCCACUUCAACACGCUGGACCCGCACAAGGCUAGAGCGCGAACGCCGCGACUUCUUUGACACUAGGGUCACAGGGAACCCUGAGAUAUGGGCCCUGGUGCGGACGGUGGUGCAGUUGAUACGGGCGGGGCAGGUGCGAGAAGCGCAGGGCGUGCUGGACGCGGGGGCCUGCACAUGUCCAACAGGGGAGGUGUGGCGGGGGGUGUUUGACGAACGGGGGGAGUUUUAUAAAGUGCCCGAGUGGGUGGUUGUGGAGCCGUCAGGCUUGGUUGAGGAGAGGGAGGAUGGGAAGGAUAGUCGGAGUGGGACCGAUGAUGAGUUUGACGAGGAGGAUGCGGUCGUGGAGAAAGUAGACAAGGGGAAGGGGAGGGCGGUGGAAGGCGAUGAGGUGCCCGGGGUCGUGGUAGCGGAUAAAGGGAAUAUAGUGAAGGUGAAGGCGAGGCUAAGUGACCGCGGGACGGAUGUUGCCAUAAAGAUUGGGAGUGAGGAGCGGGUGGGGUUGUUAGUAAGGAGGAUUAGGGAUGUUGCGGACAUUGAACCACACACUCGCCUCAAGAUCGCGUAUAUGGGCAAGAUCCUGCACGACCACGAGACUCUGGCAUCGCAGGGCUGGCGCGAGAAGGACGUCGUCAAUGCCCUUGUGUUUCAAUAG